Molecule: messenger RNA, 1859 nt
Organism: Nelumbo nucifera (sacred lotus)
Lineage: Eukaryota; Viridiplantae; Streptophyta; Magnoliopsida; Proteales; Nelumbonaceae
Product: beta-glucosidase 13-like
Biological process (GO): carbohydrate metabolic process
Molecular function (GO): beta-glucosidase activity
Source: RefSeq, a predicted model, not a curated record
CUUUAAAUCGCCACUGCCCACAAGAAGGUUUGCCCAAAUCAUUAUAAGUGGGUAAGUUAUAUAUAAUUUCAUCUCAGGUUUGGUAAUUUGGAGCAUUGCAAAAUAUAUCUCGCACUAAAACUUCAUCUAUUUCGACGCACACCAUUCCAGAGCAGAGCAGAACUUGAAUUAGAGAGAGAGAGAGAAUGGGUUGGCCAAGUGAGGUGGUAAACUUGGUUUUGCCACUGUUUCUCCUUUUAGAACUGGGAACCCACUGUGUAGCAGUGGACAGAAGUUCAUUCCCACCUGGAUUUGAGUUUGGUUUCAGCACCUCCGCCUAUCAGGUUGAGGGAGCAGCUCAUGAAGAUGGGAGAGGACUUAGUAUUUGGGAUACUUUCAGUUGUAUUCCUGGUAAUAUCUUAGGCGGAGGAAAUGGAGAUGUGGCAGCUGAUGUGUAUCAUCGGUACAAGGAAGAUGUUCAAGUUCUUAAGAGCUUGGGGACCGAUGUGUAUAGGUUCUCAAUAUCUUGGGCAAGGAUAUUUCCAGGAGGAUCAGCAAGACAUGGUAAAGUGAACCCAAAAGGAGUGCAAUACUACAACAAUCUUAUAAAUGAGUUAUUACAGAAUGGUAUUGAGCCUUUUGUGACCAUUUUUCACUGGGACGUGCCACAAGUUCUUGAGAAUGAAUAUGGGGGAUUCAGAAGCAAGAGAAUUAUAGAUGACUACAGUGAGUUUGCAGAGUUUUGUUUCAAGGAAUUCGGUGACAGGGUGCGGAAAUGGGUGACUGUAAAUGAACCAUCAAUCUUUGCUACACAUGGUUAUGGAAAUGGAAAAAAUGCGCCAGGGAGAUGUACAACUAAUGGCGGAAAUUGUGCAGCAGGAGACUCCUCAAGGGAGCCUUACAUUGUUGCUCACAAUCUUCUCCUUGCACACAUGCGUGCAGUCAAAAUCUACAGAUCCAAGUAUCAGCAAAAGCAAAAAGGGGUGAUUGGCAUCUCCUUAUACGCAGACUGGUAUCUUCCUUAUUCAUCUUCAAAACUAGAUGUCGAUGCAACUCAGCGAGUUUUGGACAACAAAUUAGGCCUAUACUUGGAUCCACUUGUGUUUGGGGACUACCCAUACUCGGUGAAGCAGUUGAUCAGAGAUCGGCUUCCAGUAUUUAGUGAGGAAGAAUCAAAAGAAAUCAGGGGUUCUUUUGACUUCAUUGGAUUGAACUACUAUAUGUCAUCGUAUGUGAUGGAUAAUUCAACUUCUUCUGAUCCUACACGGAAAAGUGACAUUGCUUCAAAUCCAGGGCAAGAUGCGCCUGAGAACCCAGAUAUUCCAGACACCUUUGCUACCACCACAAGCCAGAAGGAUGGUAUUGCACUUGGACCCAGUGAAGGAGGCGUGGAGUACUGGAUAUCUUAUCCUCGUGGGAUAAAGUUACUUUUAGAUAAUGUCAAGACUAAAUACGGCACUCCUCCUGUUUACAUUACAGAGAUAGGUUACGUGACUCUGGACAAUGGACAACCACUCCAAGAUAUUCUUGAAGACACAGAGAGGAUUCAAUACAUCAAGAAUUGUCUUUGUUAUACGCUUCAAGCCAUGAGGGAAGGAGCAGACGUACGUGGAUUGCUGUUGUGGUCAUACAUUGAUAACUUCGAGUGGAAUAAUGGUUACUCCUUCCGCCUUGGCCUUCACUACGUCAACUACACCAACAAUGAUCUACGACGCAUCCCAAAAGCAUCUGCUAUUUGGUUUCAACAGGCAAUGAAUCCAAGGUCGUUCAAGAUCAGGAGCUCUUUCUAGUUAUUGUUUCUAUAUUUGUUUAAAAUGUUCUCAUCAUCAUCAUCAGCAGAAUUAAUAUUAAUACAGGGGACCAUCCAUCAUAUUCUUUAA